This is a messenger RNA of Ornithorhynchus anatinus (platypus), 795 nucleotides long. RefSeq names its product H-2 class I histocompatibility antigen, alpha chain-like. Gene Ontology annotation, cellular component: external side of plasma membrane. Bases 1 to 795 code for a protein of 264 amino acids. Gene Ontology annotation, biological process: immune response. Lineage: Eukaryota; Metazoa; Chordata; Mammalia; Monotremata; Ornithorhynchidae. The transcript has 3 exons. The record is from RefSeq and is a predicted model, not a curated record.
AUGAAGGCUGAGUAUUGGGAGCGGGAGAACCAAAACCAGAGGGCCUGGGAAAAAGUGCAGCGAGCAGAGAUCCAAUCCUCCAUGAGAAACCUCAAUCACAGUGGGGGGAGUCACAGCAUUCAGAGGAUGUUUGGCUGUGAGAUCCACGAGGACAACAGCACCAGUGCAUUCUGGCAGUUUGGUUAUGACAGGGAAGAUCACCUGACCCUGGAUCUGGACACACUCACCUGGAUCAGUGCUAACCCCUUAGCCCAGGACACCAAGAAGUGGAGCGUGCAAGAGGUCUGCUAUGCCCAGAAUAACAAGGCUUACCUGCAGGGGCUGUGUCUCACCUCUCUCCUCCGAUACCUGGAGUUGGGCCAAGGACGCUUGGAUCGAAAAGUGCCCCCUGUGGUACGAGUGACACGUCACCUGGCCCACAGUGGGGAGCCUAUGUUGAGGUGCGGGGCCCACGGCUUCUACCCGCGGGACAUCCGGCUCAGCUGGUGGCGGGAUGGACAAGAGCUGACCCAGGAGACGGAGCACGUGGAGAGCCGGCCCGGAGGGGAUGGGACCUACCAGAGCUGGGGGGCCGUGGAGGUCCCCUCCGGGGAGGAGCACAGAUAUACCUGCCGUGUGGAACACCUGGGGCUGGAGCAGCCCCUCACCGUCACCUGGGGUGAGGCCCGGGGCUGGGGGGUGGGCGGGUUGGGGGAGGCCUGCAGGGAAGAGAGGACAGGGGAGAGGGAGAGCAACCAGGGGAGCCGAAUCCCGGGGUUCUCACUCCUGCAAACCUAUUUCAGAGCCGCCAAUUGA